This is a messenger RNA of Sorghum bicolor (sorghum), 957 nucleotides long. Its product is annotated as NRR repressor homolog 1. The transcript has a single exon. The record is from RefSeq and is a predicted model, not a curated record. NCBI's taxonomy places the organism in Eukaryota, Viridiplantae, Streptophyta, Magnoliopsida, Poales, Poaceae. Bases 122 to 649 code for a protein of 175 amino acids. Gene Ontology annotation, biological process: regulation of systemic acquired resistance.
GGCCUUCUAUUUAAAGAAGCAGCCAGCAGCCAGAAGCAGGCCUUCAACGUCCUUCUCCAUUUGCCUUUCCAUCCCUUCUACUCUCACACAUCAACUCUCCGGGCAAAAUAUCCUGGGCGCGAUGGAUGCAACGCUACGGAGCAAGAAGGCUCCGCCGGCCACCGCUGCUGCCACGGUUCCGUCGUCAGCUCCGCAGCAGGCGGCAGAGCAGUCGUCACCGCCGCCCGAGUCCUACGCCACCACCGUCGCUGGCGCCGUGAAGGCUAGCGGCAGCGGCGGCGAAGACGACGACGAGCAGGUGGAGAGGUUCUACGCACUGCUGGACAACAUCCGCGCCAUGAGGGGUAUGGUCAGCACCGGCGGCACCGGCACGGCUGCGGGGAGGAAGAAGCGGGCGCGGGACGCCGAGCCACCGUGGCGGCCGGCGUUCCGGAUGGAGGACUUCGAGAUGGUGGAGGAGGUCGACUCCGACUCCGUGGGGUGCGCCGGCGAGAAGAAGAAGAAGAUGAAGAGGGAGAGCAGUGCGAAGCGGCCGGUGGCGGACGAGGAGGAGCAGGAGGGCGAGGUCGUCGUGGAGGCCACCAAAGGUCGCCGGCGGGGGCAGCCGCACAAGGCGCGUCGCGCGGGAGUGCUGGCCGUUGACGGUUGACAGGAAGAUUCAGAAUACACAGGACAUGGUCCAAUUUGCAUGUCUUUCACAUUUAUGAGGAUGGUAUGGUGCUAAUUGUGUAUUGGGAGCAUGUGUCAUGUGCUCUCAAUCAAAAAAAAAAAAACUUUGUCACAUGAUAAUUAUGACUUUCUGAUGUACAACUACUCACUACAGUACUACAGUAGUAGAGUAGUAGUAGCAGCUUGUUGCCUGUGUAGUUUGUAUUUUCCCUUACAACUUCGAUGGGGAAAAGAAGAUCGAAGUUGUAUUACAAUUUACAGGAAAUAAUCCUCUAGAAUUUAAGCGUA